GGAAGUCGUCUAUGGCAGGAACUUUACCACCGUGUGACCCUAGGCGGUAAGCAUGGCUCUGCGAUCGCUGCCAGUGGGGCUCCCUUCCCUCUCAUCUGGCUUCUCUCCUCUCUGUUUCGUUGCUUAUAUUGUGCACACACUAUCUCAACAUUCCCGCAGCGUUGGUAUUGACUAGCACCUUAUCCCUUCAAUCUGAGCUUGGCUGCCAGUCAUUGUUCUGGGACGGAUGUCGCCACCAAUGCUCUCUACCACCGGCGAAUGGACCAAUGACCGGUGGCCUUACCUGCCGAUGUACCAACUCCGAAACCAGAUCCAUCUACGCGUCUCCCUUGAUGGCACAAGCCCACAAAACCCGUUGCUCGUCUAUUUCAUCACAGGUAACCCAGGUGUAAUCCAGUACUACGGCAGCUUCAUGAUGCACCUCAAGGAUCAGCUUGCCACCCGGCAGCCCGGCCUGAAGAAGAAUCUCAUCGUCCACGGCGCAAGUCUCGAUGGCUUCCAAAGCCGGCCAAAGACUGCCAGAUGGCGGCCCUAUGACUUGCGCGAGCAGAUUGCGGGCAUUCGGUGGCAGCUGGCCCUGGCAGUCGGCACCAGCAAAGGUCAACAUCCCGACCCUAUGCCGGUCAUUCUUGUGGGACACUCUAUCGGAGCGUACAUGCUUAUCGAGGCUAUUGCUCGUGAGCGUGAGCGUGCCACCAGAGAUAGCUUUCCAGACCAGAAGCCAAUUUUCAAUAUUAUUGGCGGCAUCUGCCUGUUUCCUACCAUCACCGAUCUUGGGUCGAGCGGGAAUGGGGUGGGUUUGUGGUACCUGUCGUGGUUGCUUGCGGUACCUGGCUUUCUACUCAUAUUCCAGGUCUUCGUCCGCUUGCUUACUGGGUGGAUGCCUUACUUAUUCUUGGACGGUAUUGUUUCCUUCUUCACCGGCUACAAAGCGGAUGCAGCACGUACGACUUCAAUGUUCCUCAAGAGUCGACAAGGUGUUCGUCAAGCGCUCUAUCUCGCCAGAUGCGAGCUCAAUACGCUAAAGGCCAACCAUGAGCCUUGGACGGACGCUCUCUGGGGCACCCAGCAGCCCGAGAUCAACCUUGCCGAAACUGCCCUUGAAAUUGCCGCUGGAGGCGAUUGUGGGGUGAGCGACAUCACUAACCUGUCUACCGCUGAGCGGAAAGACUCCACACAGCGAUCCGAUUCAUCGGCUUCCUCAUCGAGCAGUAACCGCAAGGUCUGUCAGCUCUCCGUCGGCGGCUUUUCCGGCUCAUCCUCGGCGAAUGUCUCACCUACUUCACCAGCUAGGCGGAAAGACUCCGCUCCGUCGCCGCUGAGGCAAGCCAUGCAUCCAGAUCCGGAGAACGAUGUGGUCGAAGGUGGAGCACAAGCAGAUGCGGAAGAUAGCAGCGAGUCGUCCGAGGAGGAUCUCAUGGAUUGCCGCCGCCGCAGCAUCUCGUGGAGCGCUGACAUUAAGGAGAGCAAGUACAUUGCAAAGAGAUCCAAAUCCUUACCUCAAGCCGCAACCGCGAAGUCCGCUGCUACCUGUCCCGCAAUCUCUGCUCCCGUGCGAGAACAGCCAGGCCCACCCCUGUACUUCUACUGGGGCCGCAAAGAUCACUGGGUGGCGGACGAGACCCGGGACCGCAUAAUCCGCAAACGAGCAAUGAAUGGCAUUCCCACCGUCGUCCGCCGAGGCAGCAAUGGUAAGGAGGCUAUCACUGGCGUCGGUGACAGUCGCGGCACGGCGGUCAUGGAGAUUGAUAGUUAUGGCAUCCCGCAUGACUUUCCGGUAAGAGAAAAUGAUAGCAAGAGAGUGGCGGAGAAGGUCGCAGCGUGGGUUGAGGAAAUUGUCGAGCGCCAGGCACCGUAGCAGGAGCACUGGGACUUUGGGACGGGGGCUUGUAAGGAGAAGACGUUUGAGGGCGUGUAAUGGGCGUGU
Baudoinia panamericana UAMH 10762 is the source of this 1927-nucleotide messenger RNA. RefSeq lists its product as uncharacterized. NCBI's taxonomy places the organism in Eukaryota, Fungi, Ascomycota, Dothideomycetes, Mycosphaerellales, Teratosphaeriaceae. Gene Ontology annotation, biological process: lipid storage. Bases 227 to 1858 code for a protein of 543 amino acids. The record is from RefSeq and is a predicted model, not a curated record. Gene Ontology annotation, cellular component: lipid droplet. Gene Ontology annotation, molecular function: lipase activity. The transcript is spliced from 3 exons.